AUGGGAUCCAGCUCCUCAUCUUACGCUCCAAAAACCAUCUACCUGGAUGUGGAUGGGAAAGUGCAGAAAGUGAUUUUCAGUCGGCACUGUAGUCCAUGUGACAUAAAAGAGCUGCUUUGUUCCUCUUCCAACCUCCCCAGAAACACUGCUAUAAUGAUGGUAGACCCCGAGGGAGCCAUGGUGUCUAUUGAUCCCACCAUGCCAACCAACUCUCCAAAUUCCUUAUACAAGGUCAUUCCUCUAUCUACGGGCCAACUGGGAGAGAAGGAAGAUAUGUUUCAGAAUGUGUUGUCACAGGUGGCAGAGCAGUUCAGCAGGGCUUUCCGGAUCAAUGAGCUGAAAACUGAGGUGACCAACAGGCUGGCUAUGCUGGAGAAAAGAGUGGAGUUAGAAGGUUUGAAAGUCGUGGAGAUUGAGAAGUGCAAAAACGACCUGAAGAAGUUACGAGAUGAGAUGAUGUCUAGAGCUGGAGGAAGAGUGAACUGUCCAUGCAAGUACAACUUCUCAGAUGAUGGAAAAAAGUUAAUUCCAAGAAGAGACGUUCCCAGUUACCCAAAGUACACUUUAUCCCAAGAGACGAUUGAAGCACUGAAGAAACCGACCUUUGAUGUCUGGCAUUGGGAGCACAAUGAAAUGCUGAGCUGUCUGGAGUACAUGUACCAUGACUUGGGCCUUGUGAAAGAAUUCAACAUGAACCCUAUAACACUGAAACGAUGGCUGCUGGGCAUUCAGGAAAAUUACAGGAACAACCCCUUCCAUAACUUCCGCCACUGUUUCUGUGUGAGUCAGAUGAUGUACGGUAUGAUCCACCUCUGUAACCUUCAGGAAAAGCUCACCCUGACGGACUUGGGUGUUUUAAUGACAGCUGCUGUUUGUCACGAUCUGGAUCAUCCUGGAUACAACAACACGUACCAGAUAAAUGCACGCACUGAGUUGGCUGUGCGCUACAAUGACAUUUCUCCUUUGGAGAAUCAUCACUGUGCAGUUGCCUUCCAGAUACUUUCCCUGCCAGAAUGCAACAUAUUUGCCAACGUGGAACCUGAGGCCUUCAAACAGAUCCGACAAGCCAUCAUCACUCUAAUUUUGGCCACAGACAUGGCCAGACAUGGGGAGAUACUGGAUUCUUUCAAGCAUAAAGUGGACAACUUCGACUUCACUAACGAGGAACAUGUGACAUGUCUGAAGAUGGUUUUGAUCAAAUGCUGUGAUAUUUCCAAUGAAGUCAGACCAACAGAGGUUGCAGAGCCCUGGGUGGACUGUCUGCUGGAGGAAUACUUCAUGCAGAGUGACAGAGAGAAGUCAGAGGGCCUUCCUGUUGCACCAUUUAUGGAUCGUGACAAAGUGACCAAACCCACUGCCCAAAUCGGAUUCAUCAAAUUUGUUCUCAUCCCCAUGUUUGAAACUGUCAUGAAGCUUUUCCCACAGAUAGAGGAAAUCAUGGUGCAGCCAUUAAGAGACUCACGAGACCAUUAUGAGGAACUGAAACAAAUUGAUGAUGCCAUGACCGAGGCGCAGAAGAAAAAAACAGAAAAUAUGUCAUUAGGAGGGAAGAAGAAAUAA
This is a messenger RNA of Chanos chanos (milkfish), 1560 nucleotides long. It is a transcript of the gene pde9ac, whose product is annotated as phosphodiesterase 9ac. The record is from RefSeq and is a predicted model, not a curated record. Bases 1 to 1560 code for a protein of 519 amino acids. Gene Ontology annotation, molecular function: 3',5'-cyclic-nucleotide phosphodiesterase activity. The transcript has 18 exons. Lineage: Eukaryota; Metazoa; Chordata; Actinopteri; Gonorynchiformes; Chanidae. Gene Ontology annotation, biological process: signal transduction.